CACACAAAGACAAAUUAAUAUUUUCUCUAUAUGACCUCUUUAUAGUUUGACACGAAAGAUAACAUACCAUUGGUCUUUCAGAGGGCCCUGCAGUGGAGUGCGCCUCGUUUUCUUCAGCAUCGACAAAGUGUCUGUCUCUGAGCCCUCCUGGUCCUCUGGUCGGGCUGCUUGCAGCCACUAGUGGGCCGGUGCGGUGCAGCCAUCCUGUCCGGCUCAGCCUGGCUCUGGGAGGGAAGAGAGAGGAUGCUGAGGCCUGUCAGUCCCACCACACAUCCACUACUAACCCGGGGCUACUAGGCUGGUCCGGGCUAUGGCUGCACCUAUCGCACAUUUCGACGAAGACUGGCCGAUCCUGGGUGAUCUGAGCAUGGUGUCCGACCGGAGGCUGCUGCAGAAAGGCCGUGUGUCCGCCGCCGCUGCGGGGGAAACACUACCGCAGCUCCUCCUGCAGAAUGAGGAUAUCCCGGAGCUGAACGACUGCAGCUUCUCCCCGGGGGACACCGGAGUUUUCCGGUCCAUGGAGGACCUGGUGAACGAUUUUGACGAAAAGUUAUCCGCGUGUUUCCACAAUUUUAACGCCAAGACGGACCGCAUCGCUCCAGUGAGGGAGAUCACCGAGGACGCGCUGCUGGAGAAAGACGAAAUCUGGAAGGCAUUGACCAGUAACUACGGCCAUGUGAUGCCGGUGGACUGGAACCAGUCUCUUACUCGCUCCCACCACAUCCCCACAUUCAACCUGGAGGAGAAACCCAGAAAGACUGAUGUCACUGCGGAGCUGUCGGACGAUGAGGAGCUGAGGGAGCAGCUGGACAUGCACUCCAUCAUCGUCUCCUGCCUCGCCGAGGAGCCCCUCUUCACCGCAGAGCAGGUUAUCGAGGAGAUAGAGGAGAUGAUGCAGGACUCUCCUGACAUGGAGGCAGGGCAUAAUCCGUCUCAGUCGGACCUCUCGAUGCUCUCUCUGGAUGUCCAGAGGACCACCAGGAGCCCAAGCUUCGAGUUGAAGGUGAGGACCCUGAGCGUUGCAGAGCUGAAUGAGCGUCUGGAGGAGAUGGAGGCGAACAUCAGGAGGUUCUCAGAGGAGCUGGUGACACAGCUGGCGCUCAGGGACGAGCUGGACUUUGAAAAAGAGGUGAAGAACAGCUUCAUCUCAGCGCUCAUCGACGUACAGAACCGGCAGAAGGAGCACCGGGAGCUGCUGAAGAAGAAGAAGAAGCUUAAAGGUGGAGCCGGGACGUCGCAGGGCCACGCGGAGAAAACGGUUGGAUCACGCUUCAGCGUGGAGGGACUCUCCUCCGUCAUUCAGAACAGCUUCCGGCAAACUUUUGGCAGCGGGUGCAGUGAAAGACAGUAUUUGACAACAGUCAUCCCAUAUGAGAAGAAGGGACACCCUCCAUCACUUGAGGACCUCCAGAUCCUGACUAAGAUCCUACAAGCUAUGAGAGACGACAGUGACAAGGUGCCCAGUCUCUUAACAGACUAUAUUCUCAAAGGUGAGCUUUUCUCUUUUCUUGUUUGCAGAGUGAUAUAUUGGCAGUGUGUCUGCACUGUAAAUGAUGUUUCACUGGAACCAGUGGAUCAAUGACUGAUCCAUUUUGACCGGUGCUCGUGAUGUGAAGUCAGAAGGGGACAUGCUAUGCUCAUUUUCAGAUUCAUAAAACAUGAAUAAACAUCAUAAAACUUUAAUAUUAACCACCUUAUUUUUUUUAUACUGCCCAUGUCUGCUGCAGCUCUAUUUAACCUCUUCCUGAGACGCUCUAUUGUGUCUCUUUCAAAAACCGCCAGUCUGCUCUGAUUGGUCAGCUGUUCUUAUGUUAUGUUUUAUAGCAAAUAAAAAAGGAAGGGACAAUAUGUUGCAUUUUAUGUCACUGGUGCCAAGUGUGUAGUUUUCUACAUGUAUCUAAUUGUAAAUUGAUAAAAUUACCUUUAAACAUACUUGAUAUAAGUAAUCCAGUAUUGUAAACGUCAUUAUAAUUAGUUGUGCAGUUGCUGUUGCUUGGUAUUGCAGUUGAGAGCAGGUACUCGCUUGGAAACAGUUCAGCUUGAUGCUGAUAUAUGAGGAAUUGACAGAUGCCAGAAAGUAUCGCUUUUAUAUGUUGUGCCAUGGGAAAAAAACAGAAAAAACAACAAGGAGAUAUUCAUAGUGUCUUGAAAGCAUUAUAUAAAUCUGGUAUUUAAAAGUCUGUCAGCACUCUGAAGUCUCAAAUGUCCCAGUGCUCAAUAAGUACUUGAGGACAUGAACCAGAAGAGCUCUGAGAACAGUUCCUGGAUGUAACUAGGGGCGCCGAUUUCCUUAAUUUUGCGGGAUCGGUGAUCGGCCAAUUCCUUUAUGUCAAACCGAUCUUAUCUACCUAGAUAAUAACCCCCCACCGGCAAAGCAGUGCUCCCAAUGUUGCUAAAUUCAGCAACUUUUCAGACCCCCUUAGCAACUAUUUUUCAAGAAAGCGACUGGAGACAAAUCCAGCGACUCCUUCUUACUAUU
This is a messenger RNA of Centropristis striata (black sea bass), 2479 nucleotides long. It is a transcript of the gene fez2a, whose product is annotated as fasciculation and elongation protein zeta 2a. Bases 311 to 1582 code for a protein of 423 amino acids. Gene Ontology annotation, cellular component: axon; cytoplasm. The record is from RefSeq and is a predicted model, not a curated record. The transcript is spliced from 9 exons. NCBI's taxonomy places the organism in Eukaryota, Metazoa, Chordata, Actinopteri, Perciformes, Serranidae.